This is a messenger RNA of Lasiosphaeria miniovina, 3224 nucleotides long. RefSeq names its product P-loop containing nucleoside triphosphate hydrolase protein. Gene Ontology annotation, molecular function: hydrolase activity; ATP binding; 3'-5' DNA helicase activity. Bases 239 to 2767 code for a protein of 842 amino acids. Lineage: Eukaryota; Fungi; Ascomycota; Sordariomycetes; Sordariales; Lasiosphaeriaceae. The record is from RefSeq and is a predicted model, not a curated record. Gene Ontology annotation, cellular component: transcription factor TFIIH holo complex; nucleotide-excision repair factor 3 complex; transcription preinitiation complex. The transcript has a single exon. Gene Ontology annotation, biological process: transcription initiation at RNA polymerase II promoter; nucleotide-excision repair.
UAACUCAAAGAACCGACCCUGACUCUUCCGCUUACAAUUCAACAUUUGGUAACCCGUCGUCAAUCACCUACCUCAGGCCUGGCAUCGGUGAUUUCGACCACGAGCGCUGCGCGCCUCUUCUUUCUGGCGCAGCGCAGUACGGUGAAGAGAAAAGAGAGAGAAAAGGAGGGAAAAAAGUGGCAGACGGACGGACGGGAGGAGAGAAAGGAGGGCAGGACAGACCAGACCACCCGUAGAGAUGCCACCUAAGAGAAAGGCUGCAGCACCCGCGGCGGCCACGGCUACCAAAGCCGGGCGCACAUCUGCCUUGUCGACGCCUGGCCCGGCGACGCCGCGCAGUCUCGACAGCUCCAUGAUGUCGGAGGCCGACGAGGAGCUCGACGAGGAUGUGACCGAGGCCCAGAAGGAGCGCGAGGAGCUGUUGGGCAAGGAGGCCGACGAGUUCGUCAACAACUGGGCCAUAUCGAGCAAGCGCUUCCAGAACCAGGGCGAGGGCCAGAAGCGAGAUGCCGCUACGCCCUACUUUGGGAAGCGCGACUUCUCGGGCCUCCCGCUGAAGGCGGACCACCACAACCGGCCCAUAUGGAUUGACCCCGACAAGGGCACUAUCGUGCUGGAGCGCUUCAACGUGCUGGCCGAGCAGGCCACCGACUUCCUCAUCACCAUCGCCGAGCCCAAGUCGCGCCCGGCCUUCCUGCAUGAGUAUGCCCUGACCACGCACAGCCUCUACGCGGCCGUGUCGGUCGGCUUGCGUCCCAAGGACAUCAUAAACACGCUGGACCGCUUCUUGAAGACGGCCCUGCCGAGCUCUAUCAACAACUUCAUCCAGCAGUGCACUAACAGCUACGGCAAGGUGAAGCUGGUGCUCAAGAACAAUAAGUAUUUCGUAGAGAGCGUAGAUGCCGACAUGUUGCAGAGGCUGCUCAAGGAUGAGGUCAUCGGCCCGCUCCGCGUCCAGGGCUCCGACGCCAUCACCACCACGUAUGCCCCGACCAUGGGCGGCCUCGUUAUCCCGGGCACCAAGAACGCCGCUGGCGUCCGCCAGGCCGCUCUGCAGAAGCCAGGCGACAAGCCAACCACCGACACGGCCAAGGACCCCGAUCUCUUCGCUGCCCUUAACGAGGAGGACGACGACGAUGACAAGGAAGCCGUCCAUGCCUUUGAGAUAGGCGACACGGCUGUCGAGACGGUCCAGAAGCGCUGUCUGGACAUUGGCUAUCCCAUCCUGGAAGAGUACGACUUCCGGAACGACGACGUGAACCCCAAUCUCGAGAUUGAUCUGCAGCCCAACACCCAGAUCCGACCGUACCAAGAGAAGAGCCUGAGCAAGAUGUUUGGUAACGGCCGAGCCAAGAGCGGCAUCAUUGUGUUGCCCUGCGGCGCCGGUAAGACGCUGGUCGGCAUCACAGCUGCCUGCACCAUCAAGAAGGGGGUCAUCGUGCUAUGCACGAGUUCCAUGUCGGUCGUGCAGUGGCGCCAGGAAUUCCUCAAGUGGUCCAACAUCAACCCGGACGACGUGGCUGUCUUCACUGCCGAGAGCAAGAACAAGUUCUCGGGCAGCACCGGAAUCAUCGUCACGACCUACUCGAUGGUUACUAACAACCGGGAGCGUUCUCAUGACUCUAAGAAGAUGAUGGACUUCCUCAAGGGGCGAGAGUGGGGCCUCAUGCUCUUGGACGAGGUGCACGUCGUUCCCGCCGAUGUCUUCCGCCGCGUCAUCUCGUCCAUCAAGUCGCACUCAAAGCUCGGGCUCACGGCGACGCUUCUGAGAGAGGAUGACAAGAUCUCUCAUCUUAACUUCCUCAUCGGACCGAAACUAUACGAAGCCAACUGGAUGGAGCUCUCACAGCAAGGCCACAUCGCCAAAGUCCAGUGUGCCGAAGUCUGGUGCCAGAUGCCAACAGAGUUCUACGACGAAUACCUGCGUGCAAACGCGCGCAUGAAGCGCACGCUCUACGCCAUGAACCCUCGCAAGUUCCAGGCCUGCCAGUAUCUGAUAAACUAUCACGAGGCCCGCGGCGACAAGAUCAUCGUCUUCUCGGACGAACUCUACUCGCUCAAGAAGUACGCCGAGACGCUCGGAAAGGUGUACAUCUACGGCGGCACUAGCCAGUCGGAGCGCAUGCACAUCCUGGCCAACUUCCAACACAAUCCAGAGGUCAACACGCUGUUCCUCUCCAAGAUUGGCGACACCUCGCUCGACCUGCCCGAGGCUACGUGCCUUAUCCAGAUCUCCUCCCACUUUGGUUCCCGCCGUCAGGAAGCGCAGCGUCUCGGCCGUAUCUUGCGGGCCAAGCGUCGUAACGACGAGGGCUUCAACGCCUUCUUCUACUCGCUCGUCUCAAAGGACACGCAGGAGAUGUACUACUCGUCCAAGCGCCAAGCCUUUCUGGUCGACCAGGGCUACGCCUUCAAGGUCAUCACCCAGCUCGCAAACAUCGAGAACACGCCAAACCUUGCCUUUGCCUCGCCCCAGGAGCGCCGCGAGCUCCUGCAGAUGACACUCGUCGACAACGAGAAGGGCACCAUGGAAGACGUCGAGACGGACGACCUCUUCGGCAAGGUCGGAGGAGGCCGCGGCAGGAAGAAGAAGGGCCUCGCGGCCCGUCGCACCGCCGGCACCCUCGGCGAGCUCAGCGGCGGCCAGGACAUGGCCUACAUUGAGCAAAACAAGGGCGCCAACAAGCAGCUCAAAAAGAACCAAAAGGCCGAGCGCGACACCUUCUUCAAGAAGAUUGCCAGGGAGAAAGAACGCAACCGCGGUUGAAGGUGGUUGGAAAUAUCGUCUGCGGGUGUUGUCCAUUCCAAAUUUUCCAUUUUCCUCCAAAACGUAUCUUUUUUUCUCUUCUUUUCUUCAGUUGUCUGGUUAUAUACCUAGGUGUUUUGGGCCGUGGGGCGUCUUUGCUUCUUUCGGCCUGUGUCAAGUCAUUCUAGGUACAAUGUAUGUAAUGGUGGUGCAUCAGAAAAAGACUGGGUUGUCUUUUUUGGCGAAAAAAUGGGCGAGUGUGACGGAGGGUGGACCUCCUUUUUGCGGGUUAUUUAUUCCCUUGUAUAACAACAAUACAAAUACCAAAAAGGGUAGCGCUGCCAAAUAUGGUAUAUGCAUACAAUGAGAGCGUCGUCGGGUGGACGAUGACUAGUAGUGCAGCAGACCGACCGGUAGGGUCGGGAUACUCGGUGGUGUGGUGGCUGAGAAUUUGGUUUGUCAAGAGCCCAGAGCCAUA